Messenger RNA from Daldinia decipiens, 1294 nucleotides. RefSeq lists its product as uncharacterized. The coding region runs from base 250 to 1197 and encodes 315 amino acids. Gene Ontology annotation, molecular function: mRNA binding. NCBI's taxonomy places the organism in Eukaryota, Fungi, Ascomycota, Sordariomycetes, Xylariales, Hypoxylaceae. The record is from RefSeq and is a predicted model, not a curated record. Gene Ontology annotation, cellular component: ribonucleoprotein complex; cytoplasm; nucleus. The transcript is spliced from 7 exons.
UCUCGGGGGUUUUCCCUUCUACUCCGCGGCCUCGUGCCAACUUUUUUUUUUUUUUUCCCUCACGCAACCCACCCACGAACUAUCUGAUUUGGCAAACAAUUCGUCCAGGCAUUUCUUACUUGGUUUCUCGUGAUUCGCGCAACGACUUCGCAGAGUCUUGCUUAUUUUCUCGCAGCGCACGCAAGCUAUCUCAACCUUUUGUUUUAAACACUUGUUAGGACUCGCGCCUCGUUUCUACCGACCGCGAUCAUGGCGUCUACUGAGGUUUCCGCUACCCGGCUUUACUUGGGCAACCUGCCAAAGGGCGCAACCAAGGCCGAUGUGGAAGCCCACUUCGCGACCCAUGGCACUGGUGAAAUUACCGAGGUCAAGCUGAUGAAUGGAUUCGGCUUCAUCGAAUACAAGGAUCCCAUGGAUGCGCGCGAUGUCGUUCCUGCUUUCCAUGGAUCUGAUUUCAUGGGCGAACGAUUGACCGUACAAUUCGCUCGAGGUUCUCGCCACCGCGAAGGCUUCGGUGGUCACGAGCGCAGUGCUCCCCGACCCCGUCGCACUCCCCAUCGCAUGCAGAUUACUGGACUUCCCAAUGAUACCAGCUGGCAGGACCUGAAAGACUUUGCUCGACAAUCCAGCUUGGAUGUCGUAUACUCGGAGACGGGCCGUGACGGCAAUGGCCGAGGCUUUGUCGAGUUUGAGACCGCAGCCGACCUGAAGACUGCUGUAGAGAAGCUCGACGGCCGCGAGUUCAAGGGACAACGAGUCAAUUGUAUCGCUGACACCCAACCGGACUUCCCUACCCGCGAGCGUGGCGCCCGUUCUCGUUCUCCUAUGGGUCGUCGACCUUACGGCCCGCCGGGCGAGGGCUACGAUCGCCGUGGUCCGCCUCGUGGGUAUAACAGCCCGCGCGGCUACCGCGAUGAUUACCGCGACCGGAGCCCCGCUGCUCGUCGUGACUACUACGACGAUCGUCGUUACAGAUCCCCACCGCGCCGUGGACCUGUGGACGACUACCCAGCUCCACGUGGUCGCUACGAAGAUCCCUAUCGCCGCGACUACGGACCCCCUCCGGAUCCGUAUGUCAACGGCCGGCCCUAUGACCGGCCUCCAAGGGAUUUCCCCCCGCGUGAGGGUGGCUAUGGGCCUCGCGAGGGCGGGGGCUAUCCCCGGGAGGAAUACCGCCGGGGUGGCGGUUACUGGUAAAUUUCUUAAUUCAACUUUAUUUGAGCGACCCCCCUUACGUUAUUUAGAUACCGCGCCGUUUCUCCACGUAUGGCCAGACAGCUAUACCGUGGCAACG